This is a messenger RNA of Perognathus longimembris pacificus (Pacific pocket mouse), 4113 nucleotides long. RefSeq names its product phosphodiesterase 1A (gene Pde1a). The coding region runs from base 782 to 2371 and encodes 529 amino acids. The record is from RefSeq and is a predicted model, not a curated record. Lineage: Eukaryota; Metazoa; Chordata; Mammalia; Rodentia; Heteromyidae. The transcript is spliced from 15 exons. Gene Ontology annotation, biological process: signal transduction. Gene Ontology annotation, molecular function: 3',5'-cyclic-nucleotide phosphodiesterase activity.
UUGUUUUUCUAACCUCUGGCUCUGGCUAGCUUCACAUGGGCUUCUAUCAGUUGAAAUGGCAUCUCCAACCUUAGCCAAGUGUAGGUUAUUAGGUUAUGAGUGCUAGAAACAAUGAGUUGUCUCCACACUUCAUCCAGCACGAAUAAAAGCAAGAUUGUAAAAAUAAUUAUCAUCUCUUGAAGUCAAGCCAACUGUGCAAGCUGAGCCCAUCUUUCUUGGUUAAUUUGUGUACACUUCUUAUUUUAACAGGACAAACUUUCAGAGGGUACUCACAUGGGACUGCAGAACCAGCUGUGCAACUUUUAUUUUGAAGAAGAAAAAAAAAGUUGGGCCUCAGAACAGGCUGUUUUAAAGACAGGGAGGGACUUAUCCUUUCCGAGUUUGUCCAGCAUGUGGAAACAGUGCUCUCAUGGCUGCAAUAACUUAGAGAGCUCCUACCUGGGUGACACUUGGGGUAGGAAAGUUUCUGUUUGUUUUGCUCUGUUUGCGAGGGUCCUGUGCACUUCUCUUGCCUGUUUCAACGUGACUCUUGGUGUUUUUUGCACACCCUACUCUGUGUGGGGGAGUGCCCCGACGUGCCUGUCUUAUGUGGCCUCUAUGGGCACACUACUCAGCUGGCAGAGAACAGGGAAGUUUUCGCCCAGCACCCAAAAAGAGAAAGAGGAAACUACUUUUUUCCUUCUGGGCUUCUUGCAGCACAAUAGAACAGGAUAAGCUUUUCUAUUCCCUCCUUGGAGUUUCUGGAGAGGUUUCCAGGAAGAAGUGAAAAUUUCACCUUUAAAUGGAUGAGCAUGUCACAAUCAGGAAGAAGCAUCUCCAGAGACCCAUCUUUAGACUAAGAUGCCUAGUAAAACAGCUGGAGAGAGGUGAUGUCAACAUUGUAGACCUGAAGAAGAACAUUGAGUAUGCUGCAUCAGUGCUGGAAGCCGUCUAUAUCGAUGAGACAAGAAGGCUGCUGGACACUGAAGAUGAACUCAGUGAUAUUCAGACCGACUCUGUCCCCUCAGAAGUCCGGGACUGGUUGGCAUCUACCUUUACACGGAAAAUGGGGAUGACUAAAAAGAAACCUGAGGAAAAGCCAAAAUUUCGAAGCAUUGUCCAUGCAGUUCAAGCUGGCAUUUUUGUGGAAAGGAUGUACAGAAAAAGCUACCAUGUGGUUGGCUUGGCAUAUCCAGCUGCUGUCAUUGUAACAUUAAAGGAUGUUGAUAAAUGGUCUUUUGAUGUAUUUGCCCUAAAUGAAGCAAGCGGAGAACAUAGCCUGAAGUUCAUGAUUUAUGAACUGUUUACCAGAUAUGAUCUUAUAAACCGCUUCAAGAUUCCUGUUUCUUGCCUAAUUUCCUUUGCAGAAGCUUUAGAAGUUGGUUACAGCAAGUACAGAAAUCCAUACCACAAUCUGAUUCAUGCAGCUGAUGUCACUCAAACUGUGCACUACGUAAUGCUUCAUACAGGUAUCAUGCACUGGCUCACGGAACUGGAAAUUUUAGCAAUGGUCUUUGCUGCUGCUAUUCAUGACUAUGAGCAUACAGGAACCACAAACAAUUUCCAUAUCCAGACAAGGUCAGAUGUUGCCAUUUUGUACAAUGACCGCUCUGUCCUGGAGAAUCACCAUGUGAGCGCAGCGUAUCGACUGAUGCAAGAAGAAGAAAUGAAUAUCUUUGUAAAUUUAUCCAAAGAUGACUGGAGGGAUCUUCGGAACUUAGUGAUUGAAAUGGUAUUAUCUACUGACAUGUCAGGUCACUUCCAGCAAAUUAAAAAUAUCAGAAGCAGUUUGCAGCAGACUGAAGGGAUUGACAGAGCCAAAACUAUGUCCCUGAUUCUCCACGCGGCAGACAUCAGCCACCCAGCCAAGACCUGGAAGCUGCACUACAGGUGGACCAUGGCCCUAAUGGAGGAGUUUUUCCUGCAGGGAGACAAAGAAGCUGAAUUAGGGCUUCCAUUCUCCCCACUGUGUGACCGGAAGUCUACCAUGGUGGCACAGUCACAGAUAGGCUUUAUUGAUUUCAUAGUAGAGCCAACGUUUUCUCUUCUGACCGACUCGACAGAGAAAAUUGUUAUUCCUCUUAUAGAGGAAGCAUCAAAAUCUGAAACUUCUAGCUAUGGAGCAAGCAGCUCUUCUGGCAUUGUGGGGUUACACAUCGCUGAUUCUCUGAGACGAUCAAAUGCAAAAGGCUCCAUGAGCGAUGGGAGCUAUGCCCCAGACUACUCUCUCACUGCAGUGGACCUGAAGAGCUUCAAAAACAACCUGGUAGACAUCAUCCAGCAGAACAAAGAGCGGUGGAAGGAGCUGGCCGCACAAGGUGAAUCUGAUCUUCAUAAGAACUCAGAAGAUUCAGUAAAUGCUGAAAAAAAGCAAGCCGACACACACCCAUAGAUAUUGAGCAUCUUAAAAGCUUCUGUCAUUUUAAAUGAGAAAGGAUAAUUAAAGCAGCAUGAAAAACAGUGAAACCCUCGACUUUCCACAAAAACUGCAUUCUUCUCUUUCAAACAUACAAUUGACUCAGACUGUUUCAAGGAAUAAGAACAUAAAAUUGAAGUUAGUAACUGGUCAAAUCAGUUCAAAGCGUGAAUGGAGAUUUGGCCAGCACUCCUACCAUUGUUUUUCUCCAUAAUUUAGCCUUCUUCCGCAAUGCCAGAGAAGUUUUUAAAACAAAAGUUGAAAGUUUCAAAGCUUUCAUCACUUUUAACCUGUCACAGUGACUAUAUAAUACAUAUACAGAUGGGACAGUUUAAAAUGUACUUCUGAUACUGUCCUGCUUAGAAUGCUGUAACGAUUAAAUUUUGGAGGUCUUCAGUGAAAGAUAAGCAGAAAAAAAUAGGACAGUUUUGUUUUUUUUUUGCAAGAUUGGGAAAUAGGCUAUUAAGAGUGUUUUUGUUUUGAAUGCACGGGAACAAAGUGAGAGUUGGGGAUGUAUUUGAUAUUGCAAGGCAACAGUGAUGCAUCAGAGCUGUGGCUUGGCAACUCAAUGGACACUUUAUUGUACUUCUCGAGCUGGGAAGCAGCCCCGUGACAUUUCUCUGUGACCUUCUCCUGAGACCUUCCCCUGCAACCAGCCUGUGUCUGUCCUGGGCUUCCAUCACCUAUAUGGAUGUGGUCACAGUACAAGCCACAUAAUCAUCAGUUCACAAUAAAAAGGAGCAUCAGCCAUUUUUUGAGACAGUGACACUAAUGGGAAAAUGGAAUUUAUUUGGGGUGCUGAUCCCAUUAUGAUGCAAAAAAUUAUAUAUUACAGGACAAGGGAUAAAAAAAUGAAGUGUGUGUGUGUGUGUGUGCGUGUGUGCGUGUGCGUGCAUGUACAUUCAAAAAUGUUUGUGGAGAUGGAAGCCAAUACUUUUCUGUCAAGGGAAUUAUUAUUUGAUGUGAGUUUUUAAUUGUACUAACAUAAACAAAGUGCAGCCUUCAGAGGUCCUGCUUCUUUGUCAUUUUUUUGCCUGAGCAUGUGCUAAACAUUUCCCUUGCCCAAACUGAAGAACUACCUGUACUUCUUUAGCUGACAAGAAAAAAAAAAGUACAAAUGGUUUGGUAGGUUUUCAAUAUACAAUCAGAUAAUUCUGAACUUAAGUGCAUUUGUUCUUAUGAAAAGUGGGCCUUGCUUGGGUAGAAGAAACAGAGCAGUCAUCAGUUCAAUGAUAGAAAGAGGAAGGAGGCUCCACCAUCCCUAAUGAUUUGCCUCUUAUACUGCCUUCCUUCCCAGGUUCCAUGAUGCUAAGCAAUAUUUUAGUGACAGAUAAAAUCAGAAGCUUUUAAGCCUGAGUGGUGAGAUUUUUUUCAUGUGUAAGCCAUAUUCAGGUAUGCAUAUGUAAGUAUGCAUCAUUGUAAUUUAAGAUACAUUUUGUGUGUACACUGUAAAAAUGCUUUUAAAUGUUCUGUGAAUAAAAUCCUUAGCUUUAGUUGCAUUUGAAUCUUGUGCAGAGCACAGCUAAGUAAUUGAACUGUAUCAUAGACAUUACAAUGCAAUUGGUAUUUUAAGUGUAAGUGGUAAAGAUUGAUCUAUUACAAUGUGAUGGAAAAAAUUUAUAGAAAUAUAUAACAUGGUAUCUUUUUGUCCUUUUAAAAUGGACUUUUUAUUUCUAUAUUUAUGGAGAAACUGUAACUACUGCCUUUGGUGUCUUUUU